UACUGCCUACUGCUUACUGCCUACUGUUUAAUGCUUCCUGCCUACGGCGUGCUACGUUGUCGCUGAUAUGGCAUGUAAAAGCGAAAGGGUUCCGAAUUCUGUAAGACACAUGUUGGCGGGAAGUGUCAGACGACAAACAGACAAAAUCGCUAUUGUGGUUCAAGGAGGUAAGUUGAUUUAUAAAUAACAAUUAAUGUGUAUAUCCUAUGAUCUAGUUAGAUUGUUUUGAAGCACAAGACGUUUCAGCUCAAACCAUCCUGGCGAAAAUUUAAAAAUAUGUCGACCCUUUCUAUAAUGUUUGAAUAUGUAACUGUUGAAAUCAUAUAAAUACCUUCCCAAUGGACUAUACAUGAUUUUUGGCAAUAUAUUGGCCCCUUUCAAGGUCGGACGGAUGUAGAUUCGGGGUUGUCUGAGCUAACGUUUGUCUUUGCCAAGGCUCGUUCGCAAUGGAACCAAUCACUGCAGGUUGGAAUUUCCCUUUCGUUAAGCUUUAUUACCCAGGAAAAGAUUAUAUCAGUCUUCAUGCUUGGUAUGCUCCAUUUUGUGGGUAUUGAAUUAUAAUAAUGCUAUGAGAUACAUAUUAAAUCAAUCAAAUGAUUAGUAUCAUUCGGAGGUGGGGUAUCAAUUUAAAGAAUUUGUUUGAUUUAUAUAAAUGUCAUGCUGUUAGUGCAUAUGUGUAAGUCUGAACAUAUAUUUCUUUAUUUAUUAGAUCAAGUAUGGAAAGACUAGAUAUCACACAAAUUGGCGAAUGGUUGAAAGAAAAUGGCCUGGGAGUAUAUGAAACAAAAUUUGCAGAGGAACAGAUAGAUGGGAUGGGACUGCUUGGAUUGAACGAAAAUGACCUGGAGAGCCUUAUACCCCAAAGAGGACCAAGGGCCAAAUUACGUUUCUUGUUAACGAAACAAAAGGAUAGCGAAGUUUCAAGUCAGACGUAUCCAGGAAUAUCUGGUAGUUGCCAAGAUGAUGCCAUUUCUCUAGAUAAAUCAGUGUCUUCCGUCAAAGAGAAACUAAAUCUCAUUAGAAAACGGCGCUUGGAAAGAUGUUCUAUGCAGACUGGAGAAUCCCUUGGAUUGAAACGACCUAGAAAAGACACAUAUAAGAUAACAUUCGGCUGGUUAAAGAAAGUCGGGAGCAAGUAUCGAUAUGUUAUGCCCAGGAAGGGAGGUGGUGCCAAAAAGGCAGAUGUGCCACGUGCUGCAAAUUACAUGGAAAUGUGUAAUAUUGCGCGCAGCCUCUUUUCUAUAGCAGAAAGAGAUCAUUGUUACCUUGGCAAUUUCAAUGGCGAGCCAGUUUCGACAAGUAUUAUGUGUGAGGAUUUCGUAAAAAGCAGUAACUUUGUUACUCUCCCCAGACUUUACAUUGUAACAGUUGUGCCUCAGACAUUAAGCAGUGAUAAUGACAUAGAUGCACGGCGCUCACUUUCUCCCCCUUGCUUGACCCCUCAGAAACUUGUAGAUGUACUUACGGCCCAGAAGUUGGAUAAUUCUAAAACUGAAAUUAUGGCUCCAGAGGUAGACAACAAUGAAAAUGUAAUUGUUGUUGUAGAAGAAGAAGCAGAAAAGAAUGCUGAACUUGGAGAUUGUUGUGUAAUCAAAAGGCAAGUUUCAAUGGAAGAAGUCCAUGAGUAUAUAGAGCAAAUUGUUUCCGAAGAAGAAUAUAAUCCAGGAGAAAAUGAAAGUUUUCGCCUGGCAGGUGAAAAUGAUACCCCAGUACAGAUGAGAAAUACUUCCGUUAUGUAUUUUAUUGACUUGAUGAAGCAGAAUGGAAAACAGUACAAAGUUGUUGAUUCUGGCUGGGGACCGUUUGUUAUACUGCCAAAUGAGGAUCUUUGCUCUUUCUUUUCAUUAAGAGAUGGAUUUGAUAUGGACAGUUCAGCACUUAUUUGUCCACCGGUUUUGUAUUUUCUGGCAUUGAAUAACAUUCCAUUUCAGCAUAUAUCCGAAAAUGUUAUCAAAGUAGAUGAUGAUGUACUUCAAAAAUAUCACACAUGGCUUGAAGAAAUGAAAAUCUCGUUAAAAAUGUUAAAUAAAUAA
Messenger RNA from Ruditapes philippinarum (Manila clam), 2033 nucleotides. RefSeq lists its product as uncharacterized. Gene Ontology annotation, molecular function: protein binding. Bases 717 to 2033 code for a protein of 438 amino acids. The record is from RefSeq and is a predicted model, not a curated record. The transcript is spliced from 6 exons. NCBI's taxonomy places the organism in Eukaryota, Metazoa, Mollusca, Bivalvia, Venerida, Veneridae.